AUGGGAAACGUUGACACGCCCCGAUUUUAUAAUUAUCCUAUUCCUCGUGCGGGACCGGAUGUUCCGUAUGAGAAUGAGACGCAGGUCAUUCCUGUCUUUCGCGGGUUGCCGUUGGAACUUGGAGCUUUCGUCAUCUCCAAUGUCGGCCUUGUUCAGAGCCACUUCUGGCGCAAUGCGGGAUUCGACGUCAUCCACGAUAUCAAGCAGCUCGAUAGCUAUACUGCGCGAUUCGAUCCGACUGUGAUCCCUAUCACGGAUGCGUCUGCCCCGAAACAGUCCCUCCCGGCCCCGACAGAGCGUAAAGGCAACGGUACCGCGUACUACACUUCCGCAGACUACCACGCGCGAUAUCUUUCCGGAGAGCUCACGCCUACUGCUGUGGUUGAGGCCCUGCUGCCUCUGAUCCGCCGUGAUGUUUCGCCUCCGGGGAAGCAUUCGGUUGCAUUCCUGGAAUCACACGUUGAAUCUGUUCGUGCUGCAGCAGAGGCAUCCACGCAGCGAUACAAGAACGGGAAGCCACUGGGUCCGCUGGACGGAGUGCCCGUGGCAGUCAAGGAUGAGGUGCAUGUGAAGGGGUAUGAGAGAACGCUGGGAAGCAAGAUUGACAUGAAGGGGAAUAUCGAUGAGACCUCGUGGUGCGUGAAGAAGUGGGAGGAAGCUGGAGCUAUCAUGAUCGGGAAGACUACAAUGCAUGAGUUUGGACUAGACACGACCAACAACAAUCCAAUCUACGGCACACCAAAGAAUCCUCAUCAUUCACAAUACUACUGCGGAGGCUCCUCCGGUGGCUCUGGCUAUGUGGUCGCAGCAGGCCUCGUCCCAAUUGCAUUGGGCGCUGACGGCGGAGGCUCGAUCCGUCUUCCCUCCAGCUUCUGUGGCAUCUGGGGUCUCAAACCGAGUCAUGGAAGAAUCUCAGGAGCUCCCACAGUCGGUCUCGCUACAACCGUAGGAGUAUAUGGCCCCAUGGCAGCUAGCAUCGAUGAUCUAGCGCUAUCCUACCGCAUCAUGGCGGCUCCUGCUCCAACGGCUGAGGAUCCCACUUCUGCCCUCUUCCCAGACCCUCUCUCUACCAUUCCAUCCACCAAGCAGAAGAAGGUCAUAGGUAUCUUCCGUCCCUGGAUCGAGCGCUCAGAAGCUCCCGUCCGAGCCAUAUUCGACGCCGCUCUAGACUAUUACCGCACCCAACAAGACUACACCGUCAUCGACAUCUCUAUUCCCUACCUCCCCGAAGGCCAGCGCGCACACGUCGUAACCAUCAUGGCUGAGAUCGCCUCUGGUAUCACCCCCAGUCAGAUCAAGAAACUGACAGCACCCAACAAAAUCCUUGUCAGCAUGGGCGCCCACCAAAUCAAAGCGCAGGACCUCAUCGCCGCUCAACGUCUGCGCCAACUCCUCAUGGCCCAUCUCGCGCAUGUCUUCGAGCAAUACCCCGGCCUCAUCAUCUUCACGCCCACCACGCCCAUGCCCGGCUGGAAGAUCGAGCGAGGCGAUGCCGACCUCUCCCACGGCGUCAGCGACGCCAAAGCCUCCGUCCGAAACAUGGAAUAUGCCUUCCUUGCCAACUUCACCGGUUGUCCCGCCAUUAACUGUCCGGCAGGCUACCUCCGCGAUGACGACAAGGGUUCCGUCCCCGUUGGAAUCAUGGGAAUGAGCGAAUGGGGCAGUGAAGAGAUACUGAUCGAUUUCGCUAGAGAUGGACAGGGAAUUCUAGAUUUGGAUCUUGGCGCAAAGAUAUCUUCUACGACUAAAGCACGAGAAGAAGAAGAAACCGGUCUGAGGAAACCAAGUGGGAACAGCACUACGUGGGUGGAUGUCUUUUCUGAAGUGGAGAAAAACGUUAGUGUUUGA
This is a messenger RNA of Paecilomyces variotii, 1848 nucleotides long. Its product is annotated as putative N-acylethanolamine amidohydrolase. Gene Ontology annotation, molecular function: catalytic activity. The transcript is spliced from 3 exons. The record is from RefSeq and is a predicted model, not a curated record. NCBI's taxonomy places the organism in Eukaryota, Fungi, Ascomycota, Eurotiomycetes, Eurotiales, Thermoascaceae. Bases 1 to 1848 code for a protein of 615 amino acids.